Candidula unifasciata is the source of this 1569-nucleotide messenger RNA. The record is from the annotation of a GenBank genome assembly. Lineage: Eukaryota; Metazoa; Mollusca; Gastropoda; Stylommatophora; Geomitridae.
AUGUCCGCUCCACGUGAACGUCCACCAAUUCCGCCUAGGAUGCGUCGACAGACAAGCGAAGAUGCCCAGAAGUACAACAAAGUCUCACCUGAAUUCAGUCGGAGCCAUGAUGAGCAAAGUCUCACUUCUGCUAACGUGAACUCGCCAAGGACAGCUAAGCAGGGGACAGUUACUGACCACAGUAGACGUCUUUCAUUAGGACUUCCGCUGUCAAACCAACUUUCAGUACAUGUCCCUAAUGGCAAGCUGUACGAAUGUGUGACUGUGUACAAAACUAGAAGCCAUAAGUCAUCAGAGAGUAGUCCUGUGGAUACCCCUACAGCAUCUCCCCUGUCAGGGGAAGUAACUGAUCCCCAUAGCGAGAGUGUACAGAAUGAGAACAGAAGAGCGCCUUCGUGGUACUGGGGUGAUAUUUCCAGAUCCGAUGCAGAGGAAAAACUCCGAGAUCUACCAGACGGCUCGUUUCUAGUCAGGGACUCGACCACCGCAGGACAAUAUACACUGACUGUCAGACAAGAUGGCCACAACCGAUGUAUCAAAGUUUACUGUCAAGAAGGCAUGUAUGGGUUAAAACUGAAUGAGUGUCGGUUCCAGUCUCUGCGAGCUUUGGUGGACUACUACACCAGGUACACUCUAGCAGAGUUCAACAGACGUCUGACCACAAGCCUGGUGUAUCCAGUCAGGAUGCAUCAUUUCAAGAAAAUAGACAUCUAUGAAGCUCUGUUUAUUCUGGCUGACUAUGGAAGGGACUUAAAACAAGCAAGAAACCAAUAUGUUAUUUUAAUAGACAAAGAGAAAGAGGCUUUAACAGAAUUGCAGAUGUGCCAUAUGAAAGCUCGGGCAUACCAGAAUGCAAGAGACAUGGUUGAGAAUCUGAUCAUCUGCCCUGAAAUCACACAAGAUGAUGUAGAAGACAGGCAAGCACUGAGUCACCAGAAGAAGGCAAUGUUAGAUGCCAAUAUGGCAAAGGCGUUCAAUCUGAAGAAAUAUUACGCAGGUUACAGUGAAAUUGUCAGUCGAGAAGUUCAGUGUAAAGAGGAAGAACUCCACAAAGCCUCACACGCCCUGAAUGCUCAUACCACAGAACUGCUGGAUAUAGAGGAGAAGUGUGCUCUUAUUAAAGAACAGGUAUUGAAGUGUGGUGCUAAGCCUGAAAUGGUUGACUGCCUUCUCAAUGAUUGUGCACUAGAAACUCCAUGGGACAGAUCCUUAUGGUUGGUGAAUUGCUCCAGAGAUGAGGCUGUUCUUCGGCUUAUGGACAUGGAAGUGGGCACAUUUCUCAUCAGACAGAGAGAUGAAGCUCACAAGCCUUAUGCACUUUCAAUUGUCUGCAGCAAUGAAGAUGGCUCCAUAGAUGUGAAACAUUGUGUUAUUUAUCACCCAGAAGGCCGGGGCUUUGGGUUUAGGCCAGAGGGAUCAGUCUUCCAUACAAUCGAUGAGCUGGUAUCAAAUCAUGCACACAUAUCUAUCAAAGUCUACUUCUCUCACAUGGAUACCUGCCUGGCAUAUCCAGUUCUUCAGGGCAGGUCAAGGGUCAACAGUUGUGAUGAAUACGUCCAGACCUCCUAA